This is a messenger RNA of Podarcis muralis (Common wall lizard), 4150 nucleotides long. RefSeq names its product dpy-19 like C-mannosyltransferase 3 (gene DPY19L3). The record is from RefSeq and is a predicted model, not a curated record. NCBI's taxonomy places the organism in Eukaryota, Metazoa, Chordata, Lepidosauria, Squamata, Lacertidae. Gene Ontology annotation, molecular function: mannosyltransferase activity. Gene Ontology annotation, cellular component: nuclear inner membrane.
CUCCUCCCCCCGCCCCCGCCUCACAAGCGGGAGGCGCCUCGCUCCGCCAUCGCCUCCCGCCUCCCUUUCCCUCUCCCGCCUUCGUCCCUGAGGGAGGCUGAGGCGGCGGCGGCUCCAUUCCUCCCUCCGUGACACACCGGGGCCGUCACCGCAUGUCUGCCCGCCCCCCCGAGUAGGAACCAGCACAAAGUAUAAUGUGUGAAUAUUACUGACAUCAUGACAGCUGUUAGACAGAGAAAGGGAAUAAAAGCCACAGAAGUUUCAGAAGAGAGUGUAUUCCACGAGAAGAACUGGAAACUUAAUGGGAAAACUCUAGCUGGUGGAAAAUUGUGGAAGAAACUUUCACUCAUCGUUGGUGGAAUCGUUGGCAUAACUCUGGGAAUCUUAACUUCUGUUUAUGUUGCUACACUACAUGAAAAUGAUCUGUGGUUCUCCAACAUCAAGGAGGUAGAGCGGGAGAUUUCAUUCAGGACAGAAUGUGGCCUGUAUUACUCUUAUUACAAGCAGAUGCUACAAGCUCCAUCCAUUCAACUAGGUUUACAUCGCUUGAUGUUUGACAAUAAAACUGAGUCCAUGAGGACAAUUAACAUACUUGAAAGAAUGAAUGUUUACCAAGAAGUCUUUCUCAGCAUUCUGUAUAGGGUUUUUCAUAUGAAUAAUUUUUUUGAACCUGUUUAUUUUUACAUCUACACAUUGUUUAGCCUUCAGGCAGUCUAUGUUGCUGCUCUGUAUGUGACCAGCUGGCUUCUCAGUGGAACUUGGCUUUCAGGUGUAUUAGCAGCCUUCUGGUAUAUCACAAACAGAACAGAUACCACCCGGGUGGAAUUCACCAUUCCGUUAAGAGAGAACUGGGCACUGCCAUUCUUUGCUGUUCAGAUAGCAGCAAUUACAUUCCUCUUCAGAUCUCAUCUGCGACCCACUCAUGAAAGGCUGACACUUCUGGCAGUAUUUAUUUCAACCUUCCUCUUCAGCUUGGCUUGGCAGUUUAAUCAGUUUAUGUUGUUGAUCCAGGCACUGGUUUUGUUCACACUUGACUGUCUUGACUUGCUUCCUAGAGGAAAGGUGACCUGGAUCUACAUAAUACAGGUGGCUAGUUUGCUGCUUGUUUGCCUCCUACAGUUCUUUAAUUCCAUGAUAGUGGGAUCAUUACUUAUAAGCUUUAAUUUGUCCACAUUGUUAGCAAGAAAACUCCAGAAUAACCUGAAAACUGGUGGCUUCUUUAGCAGGCUUGGGAAGCUCUUCCUUCACGUACUUUUAGUGCUGUGCUUGACAUUUCUUGUAAAUAAUUUUAUUAAGAAAGUUCUUAAUCUGGAGUCAGAUGAGCAUAUAUUUAAAUUCCUGAAGGCAAAGUUUGGAUUUGGAGCAACAAGAGAUUUUGAUGCUAACCUGUACCUGUGUGAGGAAGCUUUUGGUCUCUUGCCUUUUAAUACUUUCACAAGACUUUCGGGCACUUUAGUUUUCUAUGCCUAUAUAUUUGUGCUCUUGGUGAUGACCAUAACAUCUGCUGUGGUUGCUUUUCAAAAUCUCAGUGGCUCUGUGAACAACAAACCUGCAGAUAAACUGCAAAAGUGCAUAACUCUGCUGAAACCAGGUGUUGCUUACAAUUUAGUGCACACCAUUCUGUUUGGAUUGCUGGCUUUGAGCACAAUGAGGAUGAAAUAUCUUUGGACUUCCCACAUAUGUGUGUUUGCAGCUUCUGGUCUGUGCAGUUGUGACAUGUGGGGGCUGAUCUUGAGAUUUGCCCAUCUUUACACACCGCAAAGGGUAUCUGUGAUUAGAUAUCUGACACCAGUACUCAUAUUACUGUAUCUUUGUUACAAGUUCUGGCCUGGUGUGAUGGCUGAGCUGUCGGAGCUGAGGGAAUUCUAUGACCCAGACACAGUGGAGCUGAUGAACUGGAUUAAGUCUAACACCCCCAAGAAGUCAGUGAUUGCUGGAAGCAUGCAGCUCUUAGCAGGCGUCAAGCUGUGUACAGGAAGGAUUUUAACAAAUCACCCCCACUAUGAGGACAAGAGCCUGAGAGAAAGAACAAAACAGGUUUAUCAGGUGUAUGCAAAAAGAUCUCCUGAAGAAGUCCACAGGAUCCUCAGAUCUUUUGGGACUGACUUUGUGAUCCUGGAGGACAGUAUUUGUUAUGAAAGAAGACACAGCAGGGGCUGUCGGCUGCGUGAUCUUCUGGACAUAGCAAAUGGCCACACCAUGGAUGGUCCUGGGGAGAAUGAUCCUGAUUUAAAACAUUCGCCACAUCCUCGCUUCUGUGAGGAAAUCAAACGAGACCUGCCUUCAUACACAAUGUAUUUUGCUAAAGUAUUUCAGAACAAAACGUUCCAUGUUUACAAGCUCGCUAGACAUAAAAAGACUACGUAGCUUUGCUGUGACCGCAGCAACUCAUGCCAAGAGUUUACAGAAACGGUUCAUGGGGCGAGGUGGAAUCAUUGUACACUGGGUUAAGUGUUUUACCUUUUAAUUACUGUGAUCAUUAGAAAGGGUUUGUGCUGAUAAUGUUUUUAUGUGUCCAGAAAGCUUUUCUAGACUACAGAAGGCUGGUUCAGAAAGGGCUCUGGUGCAGACACUGUACAAGUGGUGUGGUGCAAGCUCCACCCUGAUGUCUUCAGUGUCAUGUGGGAGUGACUCUUUUGUGAAGCAUGAUGGCACAUCCCCCAUGAAAACGAUGCUCAACAUACAGAGAAGGGGGGUGGAGUCUCACCUGCAUUGCACUCAAAGCUUACUUACCCAGGACCUCUGUGGACCAGCUGUUGUGUCUUUCCAUCUACUGCUAAUCUAGGGGAGUCUGCUCAGGGUUCUGGCUUGCUAACAUGAUCCUGUUGAUACCAUUAGUGUCUUGUUGUUGCUUCUUCGGUUAUUUUCCUUAGGGUGCUUGGGAACACCAAUCCAAAAACAUUUUCUUGGGAGUAGUUUCUCCAGAUUUUUCUUGGUGCUUUUUCCAUGGUUGCUUAAGCAUCACAGACUAAUCUUCUGAUGUCUCAGCCCUCAACCCAGAUCCCAGAGCUUUGCUGCCAAAGUGCUUAGGGUGUAUAUACCAGUGACCUUUUCCUUUUCUAAUGCUAGGACCCAGAUGUGAGCUUUGUAAUAGCCAUCAGCAAUGCAAUGCUUUUGGUAACCUUCCCUUCACACGCACACCCUGCUCUCCCUUGCUUCUCUCUCAGACAGCACAGCUCUGAGGAUACUUGGCCCUCUGCUGACAAGGAUGGAGCUGCCAGUCUCUUAGCAGCCACUGUGCAGCUGAGGGCAAAGUAACCCAAGAACAUCCCUGCGUACAGUUUUGCUCUUAGCAGGAACUAAAAAGUGAGGAUUUUCCCCAGCAGGGACAGCUAUGCUGUUCUUGCCACAGCAUUGUCUUUGUGCCAUUGCUCAUCCAACACCGGGUCCUUAAUUUUUGCUGCAGGUUGAUCUGCCCGAAAGCAAAGCUCUGGGCUUUGUGUGAGUGCUGUUGCUGAAGACCAUAGUCCAGCAAAAGGCUUGCGUCCGUCAUUUGAACAUUGCUCCCCUUCCUCAUUGUAUGGUACUUCUCAAGCUCUCUUGACUUUCAAACACUUGUUGCUCAGCAUUCCAUUUGUAAUGUUUGGUGGCUGCUUGUUUUACCUGUGGUUCCACACUUGAUGACUGAUUUUUGUGUGUGGUUUUCAAACUUCGAAGACUGGAGCAUGUUGGGCUUCCUCGUUUUUCUUUUGAUAAUGUAGCAUGUUGUGGCGUCCUUUCAGAGGAGCUUUUACAAACAAGCAAAAUCCACCCCCAUGUCCCCUCCUGCAUAUUACAAUGUUCAAUUACUGUAUUAUGUUCUCCCACCCCCCUUCUAAGUGUGUCUUUUUAAGUAAGAAUACCAAACCCAAGAGAAACACUGUCAUGAGCUUCGUUAUUAAAAGUGGUAGGAUAUAUUGUGCUUUAAGGGAGAUUUUUGCUUUAUUGUAUGUGACAAGUACUUACACGAACCAUUUCCUCUCAAAGAUCCUCCCCCCCCCUUCAAUGUUUUUCCCCUCCUUACUUGGACAAAAAAACAACAACCCCAUGAAUCAUGUUCCUUAUGUUGAAGCAAAUAGAUUUCACAUUUUUGUACUUUUAUGAAGACUAUCAACUUUAUAAUGCUGUGCUUUUUUAUUAAAAAAAGUCACUGUGAUGUUUUUAAAGCUAA